This is a messenger RNA of Symbiodinium sp. CCMP2592, 1287 nucleotides long. Lineage: Eukaryota; Dinophyceae; Suessiales; Symbiodiniaceae. The record is from the annotation of a GenBank genome assembly.
AUGUGUAUCCUGAGUUUUUUGCGUGUUCAAAAAUCUGUGCCCCUCUGCACGCUCUCGCUGCUGAUCGCGACGCACGCGUCAGCACAAAGCUGUGACGACCUCACAUUCACCAGCACGCUGCUCGAUGCCGGGUCUGACCCACAGGGCAUUGCACUGGGAGACAUCGAUGGCGACUCGGAUCUGGACAUCAUCUCCGCGAGCUACACCACGAUCAUGCGAAUCCAGCUCAACGACGGCCAAGGCAACUUCGGUCCCGCCACCGUAUACGACGCAACGGAGAGCGUCAUGGAAAUCCGCCUGGUAGACAUUGAUAACGACGCUGAUCUGGACAUCGUCGCAAUCGAUAACUCGCUCAGCAUCCACCUCAACUCAGGUUCUGGGAACUUCACGCUCUCCUAUACCCACCCAGUCGGCGUCACGCCAAUCAAGUUCGCAAUCGAUGACCUCAACGGCGACGCGCUCCCUGAUAUCAUCGUGGUCAACAUCGAUUCCGACGAUGUGAACAUCCUCACUAACCAAGGCGAUGGAACAUUCCACAACGAGCUCCAGUUCGAAGUGGGCACAAGGCCUUCCAGCGUAGCGAUCGCGGAUAUCGAUUCCGACGGCGACAACGAUUUCGCGAUCGCGCUGUGGAGCCAGGAUUAUGUUGAUGUGUACUUCAACAUCGGACCAAUGAGCUUCGUCCCCGCGCUCUCAUAUACAGUCCCCAACGGACCAACAGACCUCGGGUUCGUCGACAUCGAUCAUGACAACGAUCUCGACCUCAUCGUUGCCGGCACCGCGGGGUCAACAGUCGUCAUGAGGAACUCAGGAUUCGGAACAUUCACAGGAAACACAUUCCACUACAUCGGACCCAGCCCUCGACAGCUCAUCCUCCAAGACAUCAACAGCGAUGGAUAUCCAGACAUCGUCACUCCCAACUUCUCCAAUGACUCAAUCAGCCUGCUCCUCAACGACACCAAAGGCAGCUUUGAAAACCGGACACAAUACGAUGUUGGGACUUGGCCAAUCCGCCUCGCCGCCGGAGACUUCGACGCCGAUUCCGAUAUCGACAUAGCCGUCGUCAACUCCCAGUCCGAUGACAUUUCAGUUAUGCUCAACAACUGCAUCUCCGCGUCCUGCCCCGCCGACCUCACAGAAGAAGGCGAUCUCAACUUCCUCGACAUCUCCGAGUUCCUGAUGCUCUACGCGAACCAACAUCCCACAGUGGACUUUGAGCCCGACGGCAACUUCAACUUCCUCGAUGUCUCCGCAUAUCUCGCCGUAUUCGCGGCUGGAUGCCCAUGA